Molecule: messenger RNA, 746 nt
Organism: Brassica rapa (field mustard)
Lineage: Eukaryota; Viridiplantae; Streptophyta; Magnoliopsida; Brassicales; Brassicaceae
Cellular component (GO): chloroplast
Molecular function (GO): metal ion binding
Source: RefSeq, a predicted model, not a curated record
UGAGCAUAGAGAAACAGAGUAACCUUAUCGAGUGAAGAUUGGGUAGUAGUAGUAAGCAAAAAUGGCGUCGAUUGCAGCAUCUUCUACCUUUCACUCGCUUUCAACAGCCAAAAGCCCUAACCUUUCUUCGACCCAUCUAUCGAAAAACCUCACCUUUCGAACCAGACCCAUCGAGAACAGCAGAGUUUGCAGCUUUUCUGCGUUUACGAAACAGAGUCGCCUUGGGUUGAGGAAGCUUUCGUGCCUUGGAGAAGGAGGAGGAGAAGGCGUUGCGAUUGCAGAUGAAGAGCAACAACAACAACAACAACAGCAAGAGACUGUCUCUGUUCCUGUCUCUCCUUCAGACAUGCUCACCAUGUUCUUUCAGGCUGAUGGAACUUUGAACGAAGCAGCUAUUCCUAAUGUCACAAAGGCCUUACAGGACAUCGAUGGAGUUUCCAACUUAAAGGUUCAAGUUUCUGAAGGUGUUGCCGUUGUUGAGCUUUCAAAGCAAACAACGGUUCAAGCAACAGGAGUGGCGUCAAGCUUGGUAGAGACUAUACAAGGAGCUGGCUUUAAGUUACAAACUUUGAAUCUGAGCUUUGAAGACGAAGACGAGGUUCUUGUCUAAUAAUUGAAUCAUGUUUCUCCUGCUCCGUUUUGUGAUUAAACAAACACAUUAAUGUUCAAUAUUUUAGGAUUACUUUCUUUUAUUUGUUCCUCGCAAGAAGACAACGUAGUAGAUUACAAAAAGUGGGAAUUUAAUA